Ambispora leptoticha is the source of this 669-nucleotide messenger RNA. The record is from the annotation of a GenBank genome assembly. NCBI's taxonomy places the organism in Eukaryota, Fungi, Glomeromycota, Glomeromycetes, Archaeosporales, Ambisporaceae.
AUGAGGAAUUUUAAUUUAAUAUUUGUGCUCACUAUUAUCUUUGGAAAUUUCCUUCUUGCUACGAUCUCCUUGAAAUGCAAAAGAGACGAAGAAACUCUUUGGAGUUCUGCUUACAGAAAUUCGUCUUUGAUAGCAAGAGAUAUUUGCGCAGCUGAUGAACGCUUAUGUCCUCCUGUCAAUGGCCAUUAUGGAUGUUGUGAUAUAGGCAGUAUUUGCCCAACUAGUGGUCCUCCUUAUGUAUGUAAAGGAUCUUCCUGUGGUCCUAAUCCCGUACAUUGUAGUGGAAAUACUUGUUGUAAAGAAGGUUAUGUUUGUGGAAUUGGUGUCUGUUUAGACCCACCUUCGACAGGAGUGAAACCGACGUUUACAACACCAUACCAAACAACAUCAUUAUAUCCGACAUUUACAUCAUCAUAUCAAUAUCAGACGACAUCGAUAAAGUCGUCAUUUGCGUCAUCAUAUCAGACGACAUCACUAAAGCCGACAUUUACAUCAUCAUCGACACCGAUAGUAAAGCCGACGACAUUUACAUCAUCACCGAUACCGACAGCGACAGCAAAGCCCUUAAUUUCAACAUCGAAAUCGACAUCAUUGAAAUUGACAGUUACACCAAACAUGUCAAAAACAAUAAUCAUAGCUGUUCUAGUUUUUCUAAAUUUAAUUUUCUAG